Messenger RNA from Indicator indicator, 2424 nucleotides. RefSeq names its product solute carrier family 26 member 9 (gene SLC26A9). The coding region runs from base 1 to 2424 and encodes 807 amino acids. The record is from RefSeq and is a predicted model, not a curated record. The transcript has 20 exons. Gene Ontology annotation, cellular component: membrane. NCBI's taxonomy places the organism in Eukaryota, Metazoa, Chordata, Aves, Piciformes, Indicatoridae. Gene Ontology annotation, molecular function: bicarbonate transmembrane transporter activity; oxalate transmembrane transporter activity; sulfate transmembrane transporter activity. Gene Ontology annotation, biological process: transmembrane transport.
AUGAACCAGGCCAGGCCUCGCUAUGUCAUCGAGCGUCCUGCCUACUCGGUCAGCCUCUUCGAUGAGGAGUUUGAGAAGAAAAGCAGAAGUUACCCCAUUGGGGAGAAGCUGAAAAACCACUUCAGGUGUUCAGCUUCCAGAUUCAAGCUCACCCUCUUCAGCCUGUUCCCAAUCCUGGUGUGGCUUCCCAAGUACAAAAUCAAGGACUACAUUUUGCCUGAUGUCCUCGGCGGGCUCAGCGCGGGCACCAUCCAAGUGCCACAAGGGAUGGCCUUUGCACUGCUGGCCAAUCUGCCUCCUGUCAAUGGGCUCUACUCCUCCUUCUUCCCCGUGGUGAUCUACCUCUUCCUGGGUGGGAUCCACCAGAUGGUCCCAGGCACUUUUGCAGUCAUCAGCAUUAUUGUUGGCAACGUCUGCAAUGAGCUGGCUCCAGAGUCAGACUUCCAGUACUUCAACCACACCACCAACGAGACCAGUGUGAACACCACGGCCAUGGAAGCUGCCAGGCUGGAGAUCUCUGCCACCUUAGCCUGCCUGACAGCCAUCAUACAACUGUGCCUGGGAUUCGUGCAGUUUGGCUUUGUUGCUAUCUACCUCUCAGAGUCUUUCAUCAGGGGCUUCAUGACAGCAGCAGGGCUGCAGAUCCUCAUCUCCGUGCUCAAGUACGUCUUCGGCUUGACAGUCCCAUCUUACACCGGGCCCCUAGCUAUCGUCUAUACAUUCAUUGAUAUUUGCAAAGGUCUGCCCCAAACCAACGUGGCCUCCUUGGUCUAUGCCUUGGUCAGUGCUGUGCUCCUGGUGAUUGUCAAGGAGCUCAACUUAAAGUACAUGAAAAGGAUCCGGAUGCCCAUCCCCAUGGAGAUCAUCAUCGUCAUCGUUGCCACUGCGAUCUCUGGCAGCUUCAGCAUGCCUGAGAAGUAUGGCAUGCCAAUAGUUGGAAAGAUCAGCAUGGGGUUCCCAGCACCCACCCUGCCCCUGGUGACCAAGUGGAAGGACAUGAUUGGCACAGCCUUCUCGCUGGCCAUCGUCAGCUACGUGAUCAACUUGGCCAUGGGGAGAACACUGGCAGCCAAGCACGGCUAUGACGUGGACCCCAACCAGGAAAUGCUGGCCCUGGGCUGCAGCAACUUCUUUGGAUCCUUCUUCAAAAUCCACGUGAUCUGCUGUGCUCUCUCCGUCACUCUUGCUGUGGAUGGGGCAGGAGGGAAGUCACAAGUGGCAAGUUUCUUUGUGGCCUUGGUGGUUAUGGUGACCAUGCUGGCUCUGGGGAUCUACCUCGAACCUCUUCCAAAGUCUGUGCUGGGCGCCCUCAUUGCAGUGAACCUGAAAAACUCCCUCAAGCAGCUGGCUGACCCCUUCUACCUGUGGAAGAAGAGCAAGCUGGACUGUCUGGUCUGGCUGGUGAGCUUCCUGUCUGCUUUCUUCCUGAGCCUUCCCUAUGGAGUCGCUGUGGGCGUGGGAUUUUCCGUGCUGGUUGUGGUUUUCCAUACCCAGUUCCGUAACGGCUCUGCCCUGGGCCAGGUGACUUCCACUGACAUCUACAAGAACCCCAAAGCCUACAGCAAGGUGCAUGAAAUUAAUGGGAUUAAAAUUGUGACCUACUGCUCACCACUCUACUUUGCCAACUCAGAGAUAUUCCGUGAGAAGAUCAUAGCCAAGACAGGAGUGGAUCCUGGCAAAGUCUACUUAGCUAGGAAGAAAUACGCGAAACGGCAGGAGAAGGGGACAGCAGCACCAGCACCACCAAAGCUGCCCAAAUUCUUCCUGAGGCAGAAUAAGACCUUGUCUUUGCAAGAGCUCCAGAAAGACUUUGAAGGCACCUCCCCAACAGAUACCAACAACAACCAGACCACUGCUAACGGUGCCAGCAUCUCCUACGUCACAUUCCGACCCCUGGGCAGCGGUGCUGGGCAGGGGCACAGCUCCAGCGAGCUGGGCAGCACCACUGCUCUGCAGGGAAGCACCUUCAGCGUCCUGCCUGCAGCAGAUGUUGACCCUGUGAUGACAGCACCACCCUACAUCAGCUUCCACACCAUCAUCCUGGACAUGAGUGGAGUGUGUUUUGUCGACCUCAUGGGCACAAAAGCACUGGGCAAGUUGUGUUCCAGUUACCAGAAGAUUGGGAUUAAAGUGUUCUUGGCAAACGUGCAGGCCCAGGUGUACAAUGACAUUAGCACAGGGGGGGGCUUUGAGGAAGGAGGCCUGGACCGAAGUCACAUCUUCCUGACAACCCACGAUGCUGUUUUGUUUGCACUGGCAAACAUCCAAGGAGUUGUCCCCCCUCCCAUCCUAGAAGAGAAGCCGAACCAGACGGAGCUCUCCAUCUAUGAGGAGUCCGUGGAUGAAAGCACUGCAGAGUUCAAGAACUUGGAGGAGGAGAUGUUUGGAAGCAUGUUCCACUCAGAGACCCAGACAGCUCUGUGA